This is a messenger RNA of Mercurialis annua (annual mercury), 566 nucleotides long. RefSeq lists its product as uncharacterized. The record is from RefSeq and is a predicted model, not a curated record. Bases 96 to 359 code for a protein of 87 amino acids. The transcript is spliced from 2 exons. Lineage: Eukaryota; Viridiplantae; Streptophyta; Magnoliopsida; Malpighiales; Euphorbiaceae.
GUGGCAUGUCUAAAUGUAUAAAUUGAGAGUUCUUGCUUUCAUGUCACCCACACCAAGAAAGUUUGUGUAUCAAGAAACCCUAAUUUGUCCUUGAAAUGGCCGGCGCUGCUCUACGAUUACUAGUAAUUUUUGUUGGGAUUUCUCAUCUUCUUUGCUUAAAUGCUAUCCCAAUCACAAGGCUUGGGAGAAUAAUGCAUGAACCUCAAGUUGUUCCAGUUUUAGAGACAACCAACAUAGAAGAACAUAGGAACAAUCUCGAAGGAAGUAUGAAGAUGGAGCUAAACGAUUAUCCUGGAUCGGGAGCGAAUCAUCGUCAUACUCCGUGGCCAUCGCAGCUGAAAUCAUGUGCUGAUUGCUAAUUCUUCAACAUAUAAAUCUUGUUGAUGUAGUAAGUAAAUGCAGCAGUAGACAGUGAUUUUUGCUUACUGGUUAAGAUAAUUAAUUAAUUAGGAAGCUUUAGUUUAUUUAAUUGUAGUAUUAACUUGAAAGUGAGAGACUUGAAUUUACUAGUUAUGAUAUGUGUAACAACCUAAGAACUUAUGAAUAUUUUAGUAAUUUGAUGUGCA